Molecule: messenger RNA, 2207 nt
Organism: Nyctereutes procyonoides (raccoon dog)
Lineage: Eukaryota; Metazoa; Chordata; Mammalia; Carnivora; Canidae
Gene: TMEM178A
Product: transmembrane protein 178A
Exons: 6
Coding region: 522-1454 (310 amino acids)
Biological process (GO): negative regulation of osteoclast differentiation; regulation of cytosolic calcium ion concentration
Cellular component (GO): endoplasmic reticulum membrane
Source: RefSeq, a predicted model, not a curated record
CAUUGCAUGCAAGAAACUUGCACGGGAGAAAAUCAUUACUUUGACUUAUUACCGGGGGCUUUCUUUAUUCAAAUGCAAUAAUCACCUCACAGAGCAGGUGCCAUUGCAAGGGUUUAUUGAUCCUCUGCUCUUCUAGAAAUUCCAGGAGGCCGUCACUCACUCCGCCGGGAGACAGAGGUGGUCAACAAAAAAGAACUCAGUCUCAGAGAAGGCUGAAGGGAAGUGGGAGAAAACCCCUGUCCAUCGUCGUCGUAACGAAGAGGGGCUGGAGGAGAGACAGCGCUUAGAGGCUGCAGUGGGCAGGAGGGAGAGGGAGAGAACACCACAGAGAGCUGGCCCAGGGGUCUGGGAGGCUGCGUCCUUCAGGCGUCCAGAGAAAGGGUCUGCGGCUCCACAUCACGGUUCCCAAGAGUUAAAUUUCACCAGCAGCCGGGUCUGGAUGGGAUCGCUUCUGGGCGCAACACGGGACGCUGAUCACAAUCAACUUGGACAAGUGACAAGACCGAGUCUGAUGCCGAUGGAUGUCUUUUAAGGUCGUUGGAGGCAGCGAGCUCAGGGCCAUGGAGCCGCGGGCGCUCGUCACGGCGCUCAGCCUCGGCCUGAGCCUCUGCUCCCUGGGGCUGCUCGUCACGGCCAUCUUCACCGACCACUGGUACGAGACCGACCCCCGGCGCCACAAGGAGAGCUGCGAGCGCAGCCGCGCGGGCGCCGACCCCCCGGACCAGAAGAACCGCCUGAUGCCGCUGUCGCACCUGCCGCUGCGGGACUCGCCCCCGCUGGGGCGCCGGCUGCUCCCGGGGGGCCCGGGGCGCGCCGACCCCGAGUCCUGGCGCUCGCUGCUGGGGCUCGGCGGGCUGGACGCCGAGUGCGGCCGGCCGCUCUUCGCCACCUACUCGGGGCUCUGGAGGAAGUGCUACUUCCUGGGCAUCGACCGGGACAUCGACACCCUCAUCCUGAAAGGUAUUGCGCAGAGAUGCACGGCUAUCAAGUACCACUUUUCUCAGCCAAUCCGCCUACGAAACAUUCCUUUCAAUUUAACCAAGACAAUUCAGCAAGAUGAAUGGCACCUGCUUCAUUUGAGAAGAAUCACUGCUGGCUUCCUGGGCAUGGCUGUAGCUGUCCUGCUCUGUGGCUGCAUUGUGGCCACAGUCAGUUUCUUCUGGGAGGAAAGCUUGACCCAACAUGUGGCUGGACUCCUUUUCCUCAUGACAGGGAUAUUUUGCACCAUUUCCCUCUGCACGUAUGCUGCCAGCAUCUCCUAUGAUUUGAACCGGCUCCCGAAGCUAAUUUAUAGCCUGCCUGAUGAUGUGGAACACGGCUACAGCUGGUCUAUCUUUUGCGCCUGGUGCAGUUUAGGCUUUAUUGUGGCAGCUGGAGGUCUCUGCAUCGCUUAUCCGUUUAUUAGCCGGACCAAGAUUGCACAUCUAAAGUCUGGCAGGGACUCCACGGUAUGACUGUCCACGCUCAAGUUCACUACUCGGUGGCCCAUCCACAGUGUGGACAGCUCCUGAGAGGAACGUAGUGGAAUUCGAGUUGAGAUCCCAAGCACAAAACGGUCUUUUACAUUCCAACCUGUUUCCUGCCAGCCCUUUCUGGAUGACUGAUAGAAAAUCAUGCAAAACCUCCAUACCUUUCUACGGACAAGACUACUGUGGAUUCAAGUGCUUUAAUGACUACUUAUGCUUUGACUGUGAGAAAUAGGGAGCAGUGCCAUGGGACAUUUCUAGGUUUAGAAAAAGAGGAAAUUGCAAUGGGAAAAUUUGUAUGAUUGCCAUUUAUUUCAGAAAGUUUGUAUAUAACAAUUACCUGAGAAUCAUUUCUAUUUGCAAAAGGAUUCAUAACAAAGCGAGUAUAAUUUUCUUGUCAUUGUACCAUGCUUGUUAAAUUUUAAUGCAGUAUCUUCGGAACUUGUCCUAAUGGUGUCUUGUUGUUGUCGGCACCAAAUAUUUGUGCAUUUUUUUGUGGAUGUUCCUUGUCACAGGAAGAUUCCUCUUCUGUUGCCUUAUUUAUUUAUUUUAUUUAUUUAUUUUUAAUUGACGUCUCUUCUCUGUCUUCGUACUGGAAUCCAAAUCCCAAGGAGAAAAGACCAACUGUGUAAGAGCUAAUCAGUGACACUAUGCAGCAUUGUUUGAUGUCUUACUUGUUGUUUAACCUCUGUCUCUUUAUGUUAACUGGAUUUCUGCAUUAAAUGACUGCCCUCUUGUUAA